This is a messenger RNA of Cajanus cajan (pigeon pea), 862 nucleotides long. RefSeq lists its product as uncharacterized. Lineage: Eukaryota; Viridiplantae; Streptophyta; Magnoliopsida; Fabales; Fabaceae. The record is from RefSeq and is a predicted model, not a curated record.
AUUAUUCUCACACACCACACACCAACGCAACGCAACUAAGAAAGAAGAAAGAACGAUUCAAUCGAAAUUGAAUUCAAUUAGGGCAACCAUGGAGAACCAAUCCUCAACCCCAUCACCGAUGCACUUCCUCAUCCUCGAGCAAGUUCAGUUUUUGAAGGUCAACGACGAUGCCCUCUUGCAGUGGGAGCUCGUCGACGUUGUGGACGCCGAAGAGACGGAUUCCGAUUCUUCUUCCCCCAACGAUGCCCCAAUUGAAGAAAUUCGCCACCUUCUCAUUCUUCCCGAUGCGGGCUUAGAAGAUCACCGCGAUGGUGUUGAUGUUGAUGUUGAUGAUGAUGAAAAAUCGGAGAAAGAUUCGGUUUUGGGAAAUGGGCACUACUAUUAUGAUGAUGAUGAUGUUGAUGUUGAUGAUGAUGAGGAUGAGGAUGGGUAUGGUUUGGAUGAUGAGCUUGUUCCGUGGAACGUGAGCAACAAGUUCGGGAGGCAGAGGAUGAGGAAAUUGGGGAAAAGGGCAUUUUCGAAAAUGCACAAUUCGAAGAAGUCUCCUUAUCUGUUUGUGAGGCCAGGGUGUGUCCGUGGGAAACAUGGUUUGGGCCUUAAACACAUUACUGACUCCUAAUUAGGCUGCUAAUUUACUCUCAUUAGACAAAGGGUCUUCUUGAAUAUAGUCCUGUUAGGUUAUUUGACUUUUAGACUCCUGCUGAUUCAUUAAGAUUUCUAUUUUAAUAUAUCUGACAGCAGGAUCCAUCUUUAGGACAUGUAAUAAUUGAUGUAUUUCUCUUUUAUGUGCAUACCAUGUAAUGAUUCUGAAAAAACCAUUUGCUUUUGUAUAUGUUAAUGCUGAUUUUAUGUUCUUGGUCGA